Messenger RNA from Phycomyces blakesleeanus NRRL 1555(-), 1659 nucleotides. RefSeq lists its product as hypothetical. Lineage: Eukaryota; Fungi; Mucoromycota; Mucoromycetes; Mucorales; Phycomycetaceae. Bases 1 to 1659 code for a protein of 552 amino acids. Gene Ontology annotation, biological process: malate transport. The transcript has 5 exons. The record is from RefSeq and is a predicted model, not a curated record.
AUGAAUUCGCUCACAACUGGCUCAGCUUCAAUAUACCUUCAACCUACCUUGGUUUCAUCAACUGAAUAUGAUACAGAAACAAUUGUAGACAUUGAUCCACACGCUAAACAAGAACACACAUCAAUAACAUUAGAACAAGCCGUAUCUGCGGCCGACUCUUCUGGAGACGGAAUCAGCAAGAUAAAGUCCUGGCUGCGAUCCCAAUGGAAAGAUGACAGCAAUCGCCACGCCUUUCAACUAGCUACCGCAAUGGCAAUUGCCUCAUUAUUUGUUGUCAUUGGACCUAUUGACGCCGUAUUCAAGAACUCUUUCUGGGUCCAUAUUUAUUUCACACAUGUAUAUAUUAACACAUCUUUCUUUAAAAAUUCUGUAGCCGUUUCUGUUGUUACUAUUCUUGACACAUCACUUGGUGGUACUUUACACUCUAGUACUCAACGCAUGUUUGGUACUCUCAUAUCCGCAAGUCUGUCCGUAUUUUCCAUGGUAGUCUCAAAAGCAAUAUUCCCUCAAUGGAAUUGGCACGCAGCUAUCCUCUUUACUACCUUUUUAUUUCUACAAGCAUUUUUUAUUGCAAAAAUUAAACAAAGGCCGAGCACAGCCUUUGCAGGAAAUGUGGGAAUGAUCACAACUGCAAUAUUGUCGCUAUCGGGCUAUUCAAACAUCAUCAAAGAUGAUAUAUACGGAAUCCUGAGAUUAGCUAUGUGGAGAAUAGUAGACCUGCUCAUCGGUUUUGUGAUCGUCAUGUGGAUCUGUCUCUGCAUUUUUCCUUCAAAGGCUAAGCGCACUCUGAGAAAGAAUCUCAGCAAAGCAUUAAACGAGGCCGCCGAUAUUUAUGAAGAGAUGGCAGGUUGUUAUCUCUACUCAAACAAAUGUGUCCCCGAAACCUCCGCCCGAGUCCAGGAUACUGGCACAAAUACUCUGGGCGAAGUUAGUAGACAUCCUUGCCUGCUAUCAUGCUCCAACUGUGUAGAAGAUGUCAAUAAACGAGCACUAGGUGUCCUUGCCCGCCUUCACAAAGAAUCUGCUCGCCUACCAAAUGUAUCUAAGGAGAGCUAUUUUACCAUGCCCACACGCCUACUUUUUGGUAGUGGUCGUACCCAAUGGCGACGUGAUCUCGAUCAAACAAAAAGAUACAGCGAAGUCCUCAGUGCGAUCAAUCAAAUAUUCUUGUCUUGCCUUUCCUUUCGUCUCCUUGCCCCUCUUGUACGCUCUGAGGUAUUAUCAUCAAAGUCGAGUCUGACUCAAAAUGAAUCUUCUGGCUCAGAACCAGCCCAGCCCAGAGAUGUUCGUCAUGCCCACACUUUCCACAGCUGUAUUGCUCCUUCAAAAACCGUCCGAGAGAGUUUUCUGGACAGUCUCAAGGUUAUCCGUAAACUUGCAUUGAUGCUAAGGGACGGCGAACAAAAUCUUAGUGAUCAUCCGGAUUGGCCCAUCGUGCGACUUACUAUCUUUCGAGGUAGUAUAUAUAUUCAACAAGGGCUUGCCGAGAUGACCGAGGAUAACCAAAAUGAAAUGAUAGGCAGCAAGAGCCUUAUUCAUUAUGGUUUUAUGAUCCGCUGUUCAAUGAUUUGGCAAAGCCUUGAAAUUAUUGUUGAAAACUUGUGCCAUCACAAAGCAUGUUCAAUCAUGAACUCAGACAUCGCAGGCGCCUCAGUAUAA